Molecule: messenger RNA, 5603 nt
Organism: Zootoca vivipara (common lizard)
Lineage: Eukaryota; Metazoa; Chordata; Lepidosauria; Squamata; Lacertidae
Gene: RNF217
Product: ring finger protein 217
Biological process (GO): protein ubiquitination
Molecular function (GO): zinc ion binding; ubiquitin-protein transferase activity
Source: RefSeq, a predicted model, not a curated record
AUGAACUGGCACAAUGAUGGGGACAAGGAAGAGGAUCCUGGUGAGGGGUGUAGCUGGGACUGGGGCACACGGAGGCAAGCAGGGGAUGGGGAACGCCGUCGCUCGCCUGGAGGAGGGCUCCGGCUCGGAAGUGGGAAGCAGCCCCAGCCGCCGGCUUCCUCUGAGGCCCGUCUACUGCACCGUCUACUGCGUGGAGAGCGACCGGCGGCCCAGCGCCCCACCAGUGUCUCCGCGCCCAGGAGGGGACCCUGGCCCCGGCGUCUCGCCGCCGCCUUCCCUGCCAGGAGGAGGAGGGAAAAGGCAGCGGGGGACGGCAGCCUGGAGGUGGACUUGUACCUGCUGCCCGAGCCGUUCUCCGGGCUCAUCUCCGGGGACUUCGGGCCCUUGCUGGUGCUGACUUGCCGCGUGUGUCUGGAGGAGAAGCCCCUCAAGCCCUUGCCCUGCUGCAAGAAGCCCGUCUGCGAGGAGUGCCUCAAGUUCUAUCUCAGCUCGCAAGUGCAGGUGGGGCAAGCAGACAUCCAAUGUCCCAUAACGGAGUGUAGUGAACACCUGGAUGAAACAACUGUCCUCUACAACUUGCCACACGAUGACAUCAUCAAAUACAAGUACUUCCUGGAACUUGGCCGUAUUGGCUCGAGCACCAAGCCAUGCCCUCAAUGCAAGCACUUUACAACCUUCCGGAGGAGAGGCCACAUUCCAACCCCUCCCAAAAUGGAGAACAAGUACAAAAUACAGUGCCCAACCUGCCAAUUGGUGUGGUGUUUUAAGUGCCACUCUCCCUGGCACGAAGGUGUCAACUGCAAAGAGUAUAAAAAGGGAGACAAGCUGUUACGUCACUGGGCCAAUGAAAUUGAACAUGGGCAAAGAAAUGCUCAGAAGUGUCCAAAGUGCAAGAUCCAUAUCCAGAGAACAGAAGGGUGUGACCAUAUGACUUGCUCACAGUGCAACACUAAUUUCUGUUACCGCUGCGGGGAGAGAUACCGCCAGCUCCGUUUCUUUGGAGAUCAUACAUCAAACCUCAGUAUAUUUGGAUGCAAAUACCGCUACCUCCCCGAGCGACCACAUUUAAGGAGAUUAGUGAGAGGCUCUGUCUGUGGUGGGAAGUUGCUUAUUGCACCACUGAUACUGGUUUUGGGACUGGUAAUAGGAGCCAUAGCUGUUAUCAUAGGUUUAUUUGUGUUCCCUAUCUAUUGCCUUUGUAAAAAGAAGAGGAAAAGGCCACGAACAGAAAUGCCCUGGUAUGAGUGAGCCAUUAUAUAUCUGAAUGGAGCCAGUCCUGCAAGAAUUGUGGAAAAUAUGUGCAGCAUGCUGUGCUAGUUAACUAUCCUGGCUGAGAAUUCAGGGGCAACUGCCAUAUCUUCUCUGCACUGUACACUACUAAAGACAGGCCAGAUUACUUCCCUGCUCUGCUACUUCAGACAAAAUGGAGGCCUCUCAAUUUUUAAAGGUUUUUUUUUUAACCCCCCUCCCAAAAAAUCAAGUUUACUUUGUUAGAUAGCCUACAUCUGCAUUGUAGCUACACAUCUACUGAUUGGCCCACAAAAAGAGUAUUUAAUUUGGCAACCUCUUCCCCACCCCAAGUUACUGGCGUAACUCUCAGGUGGCCUUCCAGAUGGAGUUUUCAGUGGACUUGUUUGUUUCAGAGGCUGGCUUCAUACAUAGAAGUGGUUAUUCUGUCUAACAUCAUUGGCAUAAUGACAGGUGCUGAAUUCAGUAGCUCCUUGUUUUGUAUGUGCAACUUUGCCCUAAAUACUGAAUCAUGUGUGCUAAUAGCUACUGUAGACAAAUUCCCGGAACCUUAUAGGGAAUUUGGUGGGGAAUGAUUGGAACAGUAUCUAUUCCAAUUAAAGUGACAGAGAGAUUUGUCUUGGUUGUUUGGGAGAGCAUUGUGUCAUUUUCAGUGUUUUUGACCUGUGCAAGCUGUUUAGCAAGACUUAAAAUGUUCACACCAUUAACUUCCACUGAAGUAAGUUAGGUGUAAAAGCCUGCCUUUUAUGGUUGUUUCUGGAGUCUGACUAAAUACAUUGUGGCACAUAUACACACUACAGACCAGAAGAAGCAUGUUCAUAUCUGAAUAUGCAAUAGCAACUAAGAAUGUGGCCAAAACCAAGACAAAUGCAACUAUUGGAGAAUAUUUCAGAACGUUUAGCACUAUCUAGCUGGGGAAAUAGCAAUUUGUUCUGAACAGUCCAGCAGUAUACUGUUUUUCUAGCCUGCACCAAUACAUGCCCAAAGUGAGUAGGCAUUUCUAGGUUUUUCCUAAGAAGAUACAUUCAGGACAGCUUCAUAUCACAACGUCACUUAAGACACAGGAUCUGUUAGUGUCCUUCUUACCGUUAGGCUCAGCUCUGGAGCAGUGCACAUCAUGUAAAUUAUAUGAGUGUCCUGGUUUGCCUGAUUUCCAUAGUUCUUCCCCAAAGGUUUGGGAGUAUUAUCAAUAUUAGGUGAAUCACACACAAAUUUGUAGGUAUAUUAAUCUAACCCACACAUUAAAUCAUUUGUGUGGAGUUCAACAUGUGUAUUUCCCAAGGUCCAGGCCUUCUUGCCUACUAAGAGAAUUUAUGAAUUGUCCCAUUUGUAUUGCACAUUAGCAGUUAAAUUAAAAUGUCACCUGUGGAGUGUUAUGCGUUUUAAACAAUGAAUAAAUUCAGUAAAAACUAGUGCUAUUUUUUGAGUUCAGGUACCUGGCAGUCUUAUUUAUGCAUUGUUCUUUUUUUUUAACUUGAUACUUUUUGUUGAACUCAACAUGUGAGGGACAUGCAGCCCAUUGAUUUUAAAGUUAAGAAUAAGGAUAAUUAAGGAAGGGCUUAAAGAAAUUAUACUGUCCUGUUACGUUAACAAAAGAGAAUUUCAGAGAAAGGAAAACCAUGCAAACAAUCCAUUAUAUAAUGAUGGAUUGUAUCAUAAGGUGCCUUUCUAAGGGCCUUUGAUCCAGCAAAGGUUCCCAUUAACAGGAGGGAGAGAGUGAAUUUUGCUUUUACCUUCCUGCCUCUGCAGUCCCUCUCACUAUCUGCCAUGCUGUUCUGGAGGCUACUUAUAGAAUCCUAGGAUCCAACCUAGACACAAUAUUAUUAUCCGCUGAAGUUUCUUGUUAUCUUCAAGGUUCUGUUACUCAACAGAGUAGUGAAGUAUUUGAAAGUCCUAUGUUCUGUUGUAAGGGCAAGUAGACUCCACAAAUAUAUAAAAAGGCAACAUACAGUUAUUUGGAAUACAUUGUACAUUAAAAUAUUACAGCACUUCAUUGCUGUAGGAGUUUGGUGACAGUACAAAAUGCAUCACAAUGAAUAUGUAUUAAUUGCUGGACCAUAAAGCCUCCUCUAGAAUUGAUAGUUUAUGCUGUUUAUCUGGCAAUAUGUCUGCCUUAUGUUUCAUUUUCAUGUGGUAGCAUCAGUCAUCUUGCAAAUGAAGGUCUUUAACAAUACCCAAAUUUACCACCUUUUCAUCCACUAAAAUUAGAUUGAUUUUAGUGGAUUAUGAAACCUGGCUUACUAGAGAAAUGAAUUAGAAUGCAAACAUUUCAAAGAGAAAUUAUUUUUGGUAAAUGAAUAUACACUAUGCUGUUUCAAAUAUUUUGAGCUUGCUUAAUGUUUCUCCUUUUUUGUGUUGUCUCAAAGUUGACUGCUGCCUUAAACUUUUUUAAAGAUUGUAUAUGUUUACCUAGCCCCAAAUUGCAUUUUCUCAGGCCAAACUUGUGUAUUUUCUUUGGUUUACUCAGGGAUUUUAGUCCUUCAUUAAAAUGUCAAAUACUCUUAUGAAAAAAGCUUUUCUAAUAUUUAGAAAACAUUCAGACAUAAUUAUAUAAUGAGAUUUGGUGUUUGUAGUACAGGAUGCAUUAAAGCAAUCUUGAGGCCUCAUAUAAUUCAUGUACUACUUGAGCUUUCUUCUAUGUUUGAUUUUUGCUCUCUACACAUUUGAAAUAUAGCCCUUACAUGAUCCAGGAAUUUUCACGUGCAGCAGCAAGUUCUGUGCAAGAAUCUUUCUGCUUACGACCGUUGGCUCUAGAGACAGGAAGUGAUCUCAAGUCUUGACAGAGAUGGUCACUUGCUAGGAAAUGACUGAUCUCUCUCACAUACAUACACACACAUGAUCAGCAGGGGAUUUGAACCAUCAUGGCCAACUAUUAUUUCAGUAGCUUGUGAAGGAUACAGGAAUGUCACAUGGUAUUUCUGGGUGGCUGAAGAUUUUCUUGUCUAAACAAUACUUUUGUGUCCACAUGGGACCACAUUCUGUAAGUGGGUGUAAUCCCAUAUGUGUUGCUCCAUUGACAGAAGGCACCCUUCAGCAGAAUGGGGAGGGAGGCACACUUAAGACAACUUUGGCUGAUAUCUCUUGUCUUGAAAUGGUUUAUAAUACUAGGAUAAGUGAAAGUGAAAGGCAUGUGUUUAUGUUAUCUAUAUAAGGGUAAUUCAAAGUUAUUUAUAGAAGCAACUCUUUCCCACAAAGAUACAAAAAUAGCUUCACUGACACAAAGGCAUGACAUUUUAAUACUUAGAUGAAAUGUGUAUCAAUAAAACCCUAUGGUUAUGCAGAUUUAGUUCACUGAGUAUUUGAGUGUAACCUCAAGAUGUAGAUUUUAUAUUCAGUUUUAUAUUAACUUGCCUUUUCCAAAAAUGGAGCAUUAGCAGUUAUCAUACAAGAAAGGAAGAGGUGCAUUAGAAUACUGGUUUGCCAACCCAUUUGUAAGGCUAUUUUCUUAAAUAAUUAUCCCAAAGGGUUAUUUUUUAAUUUCCUUUAAACAUACUCAUCUAGCAACCAUUGGGAUAACUGCUGAUUAACUAUGUAGUAAAACUUGGGUGAAAUCAUAUUGUUUAAAAAUCUGUUUUGCUGAAGUUUCAGAAAGACUGUUCUGUGGUAAAACUGUUCAAGCCAUUCAUUGAUUUGUUUUAUGCAAUUUGUAUCCUGUCCUGUGAUUAUUAUCUGUUGCUUUUAAAUUGGAGUAACUUUAUCUCCAUUACAAUGAAAUAUGUCCCUAUGCCUCUGACCAUACCUCACUGACAGUAAGGGAAUAUUGCCUAUUUUUUCUCUCUCCAAUGCUUUAAAAGGGGGGGGGGUAUAAUAUAGCUUAUCAGAAUGAAAGAGAAUUGAAAUUGUCUAUUUGGGGGACAGAACCUCCAUUGCUUUUAUUAGUUUAAGAGUAAAUACAAGACUGGAUUAUUUGUUCUAAAGUAGAGCAUCUAUAAAGUAUUUUAUUAUCCUGGAACACUGCAUAUUCCAGUUUCAGAAGGUUGAAUUUUUUCCAAUGUAUUCAGACAUUGCCAAAUAAAGAUAGUUGUAUUUGCAAUGCAAGUAGGUGUAAACUAUAGGUUUCAAUAGAUUGCCAUUUUGGUCUUGACUACUGACAUUCAGCCUGGAUUUAAUUUCAGUAAAUAGGAAGCUGUUCUCUGGUUGUAAGAAAUUCAUGCAAUGCUUUUGGAAAUGGGCACAGGAAAAAUGCUUAGAUAUUGAUUCUUCUCAUUAUUAGCGCAAUUUUUCUAAAUCCAUUCAGGGCAAUUUUUUUAUGCAUUGGCUGCUUUAAUAAUGGGUGGUUGUAAUCACUGUAAGAAUGCUGUUUCUCACUGUGGUAAAAUCUUUGCCAAGACAUGCCAUGAAUUAUAAGAAACAUA